This is a messenger RNA of Pedinophyceae sp. YPF-701, 1959 nucleotides long. The record is from the annotation of a GenBank genome assembly. NCBI's taxonomy places the organism in Eukaryota, Viridiplantae, Chlorophyta, Pedinophyceae.
AUGAGCGCCGAGGUCGGGAGGAGCGCCGCGGCGGGCACACCUAGGGUCCCGCCCACGCUGCUCCUCGAAGAUCUCAUCUCGGGCGGCGGCGACGGCCCGCUCUCGACCGUCGUCCGCGCGCACCUCGACGCCCGCGACCGCGUGGCGCUGGCGUCGACGUCGUCGGCAUACAUGCGGCGCGUGCUCGAGUCCCUGGACGGCGCGGGCGCGUGCCGCUGGUGCAGCGAGGACACCGUCACCGGCAAGGGCGUCGCGACGAAGCUGCACGCGCACGGCGGGGCGCCGGCGACGCGGGCACUGGUGGGGUGGAACGCGACGGGGUGCGGGGAGUGGCGGGUGUACUGCGCGGUGGGAGCGGACCCGGCGCUUGAGGAGUCGGUGGUGCGCGUCGCCCCCUCGCCCUACGUCGGCGUCGACGCCGAUCCCGAUCCCCCCCCGCCCAUCACCGCGGGCAUGACGGGGCUGCGGGAGGUGUCGCUGCGGGGCGUGCGGGCGGACUGGGUCGAGUGCGAGGAUUCCUGGCUGCCGUCAAGCGUGCGCGGCACGCUGCGCGUGCUCGAGGCCCCUGGCACGCGGCUGCGGCGCGUCCCGGCGGGGCUCGCGGCGCUGCGGGAGCUGACGGUGUCCAACUGCAUGCUGCUGGACGCGGACGAGUGGCUCCCGGAGAGCUCGCGGGGGGCGCUGCGGGUCCUCGACGUUGACCACACCCGCAUCCGCCGCCUGCCUCCGGGGCUGCGAUCGCUGGCGACGCUGACGGUGUCGCGGUGCUACCGCCUCGACGCGGACGACUGGCUGCCGGACAGCUCGCGGGGGGCGCUGCAGGUGCUGCGCGCGGACGCCACAGCCUUCAAGCGCGUGCCGGCCGGCACGGCGCUGCGCGCGCUCGAGGUGUGGGGCUUCGCGCUCUCGCACGCGCAGGACCCGCGGUGCGUCGUGCCGCCCCUGCCGCUGCUGGAGGAGCUGGCGCUGGGGCAGGCCAGCGUUCUGUGGGAGCGGUUCGUCGUCGCGGCCGACACCGGGCGGUUGCGGAAGCUGCGCGUGACGGACCCCUCGUACGGGCUGCGCGCGCUGCCGGCGGACAUGCGGGCCCUGGAGGAGCUGGAGCUGCGCGGGUGCCGGUUCCUGGACGCGGAGGCGUGGCUGCCGGAGACGUCCCGCGGGCGGCUGGAGGUCCUGCGGCUGACGGACUGCAACGUACGCGAGGUGCCGCCGGGGCUGCGCGCGCUGCGGAGCCUGUCGCUCUCGCGCGGCAGCCGGCCUCUGUGCCCCCUGCACGGAAGCCGACUCCCCGACGACUGGCUGCCGCCGAGCAGUUCCGCGCGACUGGCGGAGCUCGAGCUGGAGGCCUUCGAGAUCGCCAACGUCGAGGGGCAGGUCGGCGUGAUGCCGGCGCUGCGCAAGCUGAGCUUGCGCGCGUGCGACCUCGUGGAGCAGAGCACGUGGAGCGCAGAGACGAGGAGGACCCUGACGGACCUCGAACUGCGGUCGUGCAAGACGAGUCGCCGGACGGAGCUGCCGCGGGGAUUGGCGGCUCUGAGGUCGCUGAUCGUGGACCCCCGCCUGCGCGACGCGCCGCUCUGGCCGGGCCCAACGCACAGGACGAGCCAGCUCCUCGCGUGGGGGGCGGGCGGCGUUGACGUGGGCUCGGAGCCACCCGCACCGUCGUGCGCCCUGCAGACGCGCGACGCGCGCAACGUCGAGCACACGUUCUUGCACGAGGGCUAUCGCCCCUACGGCUGGAACAUCAGGACGCUGUGCGUACGCGACUCCAACAUCCGCUACGUCCCGCUGUGGGCCGCGAGCCUGCGCGAGGUCGACGUCACGGGGUGCAGCGAGCUGAUGGCCAACUGGCUCGACAUCCUGCCCACGCACGUGGUCAAGGUGCACGGGCCGGAGGAGGGCCGCGUGCGGUGGGUGAGGAGAGGAUGCGUACUGCGCACCAUGCGGAGGCGACCGUAG